Beta vulgaris subsp. vulgaris (sugar beet) is the source of this 1884-nucleotide messenger RNA. RefSeq names its product SWR1 complex subunit 2. Gene Ontology annotation, biological process: regulation of DNA-templated transcription; chromatin remodeling. The coding region runs from base 437 to 1552 and encodes 371 amino acids. The transcript has 12 exons. The record is from RefSeq and is a predicted model, not a curated record. Gene Ontology annotation, cellular component: nucleus. Gene Ontology annotation, molecular function: ATP-dependent H2AZ histone chaperone activity. NCBI's taxonomy places the organism in Eukaryota, Viridiplantae, Streptophyta, Magnoliopsida, Caryophyllales, Amaranthaceae.
UACGAAUACCAUCUAAUUUAAUUGAUAAAGUUUUAUGAAAAUGAUACCCAAAAACUGCGAUCGAAUCUCUCUACAUCAACACGCUUAGUCGCUCAAUUUCACCCAAACGAUUCUUUUCUUGGGUCACCCGAAAUACUUUGUGAUAAAACAAAAAUGUUUCAUACUAUAUUUAUUUGAAUAAUUUCUAUUCCUGUUCUGGCAAAAAAAAAAAAAAAAAAAAAUUAUUCUAUGCCUGUUCUUGCCCAUCCUCUCUUACGCCAUUUGCCGCCAUCUAACCGUCAGGAGCACUGCGCACUGCGCACUGCCUUUUCCCUAAUUUUGAUGAUUUGAUCGAACGAGUAACCCUAAUUCGCAACUGUUCUAGUGAAAAUCAGAAGAAAUCAGAGCUACUUAUUUAUCGAACACAAUUCAGAAAAUUUUUAUUUCUUCACUCAACAUGGAACCCUCCAAUGAAGAAAAUCCAGGCUUCCUUGAUCGAACUUCUCGAGCAACUCGAGGAAAAAGGAUGAACAAAUUGCUUGAUGAAGAGGCUGAGGAAGAUGAAGCUUUCUGGAAUCAAGAGGCUCUUAAGGAUGAAGAGGAUGACAAUGAAUAUGAAGCGGAGCCAGAGGUUGUGGAUGAGUUUGAUAGUGACUUUGAUGAAGAUGAGCCGGAAGCUGAUGAUGGAGCAGAGAAUGAAGCAGAUGCAAGGGAGAAGAGGCCAAAGAAACGUCUGACAUACCCUGGAAAGCCAGUAACAAAGAAGAAAAAGAAGGACCUUUCAAAAUUGGAAAAAUCUUUGAAGGAUGAAAUGGAAAAGGAUGUAUCAAAGAAUGUGGAGACCCCAGAUGAAGAAAAGCUUUCUGAACAACCUACCACCCCAGAUCAUCAAGAGGAAGGUGAUGAAGUUGAAGGGGAAAAAUCAGUGAGGAAAUCCACUAGAACUGCUGUUAUAGUUAGGCAGGCUGAAAGAGAAGCAAUUCGUGCUGCAUUGCAGGCUACAAUGAAGCCUAUAAAACGAAAAAAGGAAGGUGAGGAGAAGCGAAUGACUCAAGAGGAAAUGCUUUUGGAGGCUGCUCAGACAGAAAUCAGGAACUUGAGGCACUUGGAGCGUGUUUUAGCAAGGGAAGAGGAAGUUAAGAAAAGAGCUAUUGUGCACAAGGCAGCCUUCACCGGCCCACAAAUACAAUACUUUUCAAAAAAUGGUCACUCAUAUAUCGAGUUCAGAAAUGGAGUGUCAUUUGAGUCAGAGAUUUCAACAAAAUCAGUUCCUUAUCCUCAGAAAGCAGUAUGUGCUAUAACCGGACUUCCUGCCAAGUAUCGAGAUCCAAAGACGGGGUUACCUUAUGCAACGAAAGAAGCUUUCCAAAUGAUACGUGAACGUUAUGCAGCUGAAAAUAGCCGCUCCGGAGGUAAGAUGGCCGUUGGAGAAUUGUAUAAUUCAAUUAUGGGGCAAGGUUUCUUGGGCAGGAGGCAGAGAUCACCUAUCUCACGUCAAAGUGAAACACCAUAUCCUCGAUCAUCGAGACGGUUUUGCAGAAUACCAGCUGUUGAUUAUGUGGUUUCGGAUUAGCUGCUACUCUUAAAUCACUUUUUUUUUUUCGUUUUAGACGAAAAGUCACUCAGUUACCAAUCCUCCACAGUUUGUAAAUAUUGCAAAUGCACUUUGUAUACAAGAAAAUAGGUGUUGUAUUGGAUUUGUGUCAAUUAGAGGGGAAGUAGGAGUUUGAAAGUUGAACAUUUGAGUCUAGGCUUGUUGUGUACACCUUAUUUUCAGUUUUUAUCAGAAUAAGUUCACAGAAGUUUAGAUAAGGACUAAUAAGAUCUAAUAAGUUUAGAUAAAUUUAACAAAAAAUUUAAUUUCAAAAAUAAAUAUACCAGAUAUUAUUAAUUAUCUGUUUUUUA